Macrosteles quadrilineatus (aster leafhopper) is the source of this 1287-nucleotide messenger RNA. RefSeq names its product alpha-tocopherol transfer protein-like. NCBI's taxonomy places the organism in Eukaryota, Metazoa, Arthropoda, Insecta, Hemiptera, Cicadellidae. The transcript is spliced from 9 exons. The coding region runs from base 75 to 1055 and encodes 326 amino acids. Gene Ontology annotation, cellular component: membrane. The record is from RefSeq and is a predicted model, not a curated record. Gene Ontology annotation, molecular function: phosphatidylinositol bisphosphate binding.
AAUGGAAACUGGAAUCACGGUAUUAGUGUUCGUCGGUCGUCCAGCGCGUGUGUAUUUGUUGUUACUAGUGUACAAUGCCGGUCCUUCCAGACCAUGAGGUGGUCAACACAGAAAGCAUAUCUCCGUAUAAGGACAGCGGAGCAGUGGCGGCCAUGAAGACAGAGCCGGUGACGGCGGAGACGGAGUAUGAGAAGAACCCGGAGCUGAAGAAAGAGGACAUUGCGGAGCUAAGAAGCUGGAUGAAGAGUCAACCUCACCUUCCAAUAGUUAAUGAUGAACAGCUGAUUCUGUUUCAUCACAGCUGUUACUUCAACCUAGAGGCCACCAAGAGUUGCAUAGAGGUUUACUACACAACCAGAACCAACACUCCAGAAUUCUUCCACAACAGAGAUCUGACCAGGCCUGAACUGAAGAAGGGACUGGAAGUGCUAGAGUAUGGCUGCUUCCCUGUAAAGGAUCCUCACGGUUACCAAAUCAUCUUCCACCGCUUAAAAGUGUUUGAGCCGAAGCAUUACGUGUUCAAUGACGGAGUCAAGUUGUUGUCAAUGGCGAUUGACGCUUGUCUGCAAGUGGAGGGAACUGUCCCAGGGUAUGUGUUUCUCUUUGACAUGAGUGGUGUCAAGUUUGGCCACAUUACGAGACUCAGUAUAUCAUCCCUGCGCAAGUUUUUCCUUUACAUUCAGGAAGGAAUGCCAGUCAGACUUAAGGCCAUCCACAUUCUUAAUACUCAACCAGUAAUAGAUAAGAUAUUGCUCUUAGUCAAGCCUUUCAUGAAGAAAGAACUCUACCAGCUGAUACAUUUUCACCGAGAAGGACACAUGGAGGAGGUUUACAAGAGUCUGCCAAAGAGUUGUCUUCCGUCAGAUUUUGGUGGAGAUUUGCCCAGUAUUUCCAAUUUACAUGAGUCGUAUUGCGAAUGGAUGGAAAAACUUCAGAGCUCCUUCAAGGUAGAAGAGGAAUACAGAGUUGAUGAGAAAAAGAGGUUAAGCAGAAAAGGAAGCAAAAAGGGUUGUCCGGAACCAGAACCCGAUCUUAGGACGCUGGAGCUUGACUGAAAAUGUAGUACGACAAAACUAAAAGCCAGCGGGCCAGAGGGACGAAACAUUGUGCAAUGUUUGGCGUUGUCCAUGACAUACGUAGCUUGUUCAUAUUUAGCCACUUGUUACCUACUAACUCUACGAGUUGUACAACUUGUGCAACAUAGCACUGGUGUCUUUUUGUCCAAUGUAUGACUGGAUGGUUUCAUACAACAUGAUUUUGAAAAUUUAAACAUUCUGUUAAGUUAAA